Naumovozyma dairenensis CBS 421 is the source of this 1206-nucleotide messenger RNA. It is a transcript of the gene MCT1, whose product is annotated as [acyl-carrier-protein] S-malonyltransferase. The coding region runs from base 1 to 1206 and encodes 401 amino acids. Gene Ontology annotation, molecular function: [acyl-carrier-protein] S-malonyltransferase activity. Gene Ontology annotation, biological process: fatty acid biosynthetic process. Lineage: Eukaryota; Fungi; Ascomycota; Saccharomycetes; Saccharomycetales; Saccharomycetaceae. Gene Ontology annotation, cellular component: mitochondrion. The transcript has a single exon. The record is from RefSeq and is a predicted model, not a curated record.
AUGAGAUUAAUAACUUUCCCAGGCCAAGGAACAUCCAUAUCAAUUCCAAUAUUAAAGGCUUUAAUAAGGAAUAAAUCAAAACAAUUUCAAACAAUCUUAAACCAAAAUGGUAGCAAUUCAAAUGACUUAUUGAAAUAUAUUUUCCAAAAUCCAUCAAGUCCAGGUAGUAUUGCCGUUUGCGCAAACCUUUACUAUCAAUUAUAUAAAAUAUUAUCUCACGAAUCAUCAAUACAAAAUGAUAUGAAUAAAGAAACAAAAGUACCGCCACCGCAGCAAAAUAUAGCUGACCAAGAUUCUUUAUUAUUGGGACAUUCAUUAGGUGAAUUAACAUGUCUAAGUAUCAAUAAUCUUUUCAAACUUAAUGAUCUCUUCAAAAUUGCCAAUUAUAGAAACGACUUAAUGAUAAAGUACACAGAAAAAUAUUUAGUCGCUCACAAGAUAAAUCAUUCAAGUAAAUUUGAAAUGUGGGCCUUAUCAUCACCAAAUGCAAUCCAUUUACCAAACCAAGUAAAUGACCUAAUAACAUCCUUACGUAUAAACAAAAAUGCACAAACCAUUCAAGUAGCAAAUGCCAACUCAAUAAAACAAUGUGUAGUAACAGGUCUCGUCGAAGACUUGGAAUCCCUUCGAAUAGAAUUACAUCUAGAUUUCCCACGUUUACGAAUUACAGAAUUAACAAACCCAAAUAAUAUCCCUUUCCAUAACGACACAAUACUUAGACCAAUCCAAGAACCAUUAUAUGAUUUCAUAUGGAAUAUCUUAAAGGAAAAUGGCACCACAAUAGUCACAGAAUUACAACAUGGUAUAAUAACAAACUUAGACGGUAGCGUAUCAAGAUUCUUACAUCAUGCGUUGGAAAAAUUCGUGAAAUCAAGUUCAAAUACUGUACAAUUUACAAAAUGUUAUGAAACUAUUAAUAAUAAAGCUUUCCAAAUUAAUGAUGCAGUGUGUUUCGGACCGGGGAAUGUCAUUUUCAAUUUGAUCAAGAGGAAUUGUCAAAAUGUUACACCGUUUGAAUAUUCUUCUUUGACUACGGUUAAUGCGUUCCAUGAUUAUCAUAAUGCAAAGCAACAACAAUCACAACAAUCACAAGAAGCAAAAGGUGAUGAUAGUGGGAGGAAGCAAAAUGACCAUGACCACGACCACGACCACGACCACGACCACGACGACGGUAUCGUACCUGAAGAAGAGGUUCAUUUGGAAUAA